Molecule: messenger RNA, 4310 nt
Organism: Drosophila busckii
Lineage: Eukaryota; Metazoa; Arthropoda; Insecta; Diptera; Drosophilidae
Gene: Psi
Product: far upstream element-binding protein 2
Exons: 7
Coding region: 235-2658 (807 amino acids)
Biological process (GO): regulation of DNA-templated transcription
Cellular component (GO): nucleus; cytoplasm
Molecular function (GO): mRNA binding
Source: RefSeq, a predicted model, not a curated record
AUUAUAAUAUUGUGCCAAUCAAUUGCUUGCAGAACUUACUUUAAAAUAAAGCAGUGCCUACGCAUAAAGUUUGUGUAAAAAAGUGCCUGAUCAAGAAAAAAAUUGUACGUGCAUAAAAAGCUGCGCAUACAUACACACACAUAAACAGAAAUAGUAUUGCGAAAAUUUUGUUGUAAGCGUAAAAAGAUUGAAAUACACUGUUAAAAGUAAUCAGAACAGUGACUAUUUGCGAAUAUGAGCGAUUUUCAAGCCCAGCAGGCCAGUUUAAGUCAAUCCCAAGCAUUGGCAGCAGCCAUACAGCGUGCCAAGCAGAUUGCCGCAAAAAUUCAACCCAACCAGCAGCAGCAACAAGGAGGCAGCGAUAACGGUGCAUCAAGCGGCGGUGGUGGUAACAACUUUAAGCGGCACAACGACGACGGCGACAGUGGUCCCGACUGCAAGCGCUCUUUUGGUAGUCCUGAUUACGGCCAAAACAAUUCAAAUAUGAGCAGUGGCAGCAACGGCGGUGGCAGCGGUGGAAACAUGACACAAGCUAUUGCCCAAGCGGCCGCUGUGGCAGCACGUUUAGCUGCUUGGCCAGCGUCCACCUGUGAGGAGCAAGUGCGCGUUCCCGAGAGUAUCGUAAGCUCCUUUAUGGGACGUAGUGGCAGCGACACGCUCAGUCAUCUGGAGGUCGAGUCAGGCGCCAAGCUGGAGCUGAUGCAGGAUCAAGAGCGUGUCAUAACACUGCGUGGUUCGCGUGAAAACUGUACCAAGGCGCGCGACAUGCUUCAGCAAAUGGUCACUCGUAAUGGCGGCAAUGUUAACUGUGAGGUGCUGCUGACAAUCAAUAUGCCGCCACCCGGUCCAGGCGGCUAUCCGCCGUAUCAGGAAAUUAUGAUACCCGGCGCCAAAGUAGGCUUGGUCAUAGGCAAAGGCGGUGACACCAUUAAGCAGCUACAAGAGAAGACUGGCGCUCGCAUGAUUAUCAUACAAGAUGGACCCAACCAGGAGCUCAUCAAACCGCUGCGUAUUUCCGGCGUGCCACAAAAGGUGGAGCAUGCGAAACAAAUGGUGUUGGAUCUGAUUGCGCAGAAGGAUGCUAUGACACUGCAGCAGGCUCAGGGUGCUGGGGGUGGCCGCAGCGGAGGUGCUGGUGGCGGCGGCGGUGGCAACGAUCAGGGCUUUAAUAAUUUUAACAACGGAAAUGGCGGUGAAAGCGUUGAGGUGUUUGUGCCUAAAAUUGCUGUGGGCGUGGUCAUUGGCAAAGGCGGCGAUAUGAUACGCAAAAUUCAAACAGAAUGCGGUUGCAAGCUGCAGUUCAUCCAAGGCAAAAACGAUGAAAUGGGCGAUCGUCGUUGCGUUAUACAAGGCACACGGCAGCAGGUGGAGGAUGCGAAACGCACAAUAGACGGACUCAUUGAGAAUGUUAUGCAACGCAACGGUAUGAAUCGUAAUGGGAAUGGCGGCGGAGGAGGUGGUGGCAGCCAGGGCGGCAAUGAUUCCAACAAUUCCAACUAUGGCUAUGGCUAUGGUGUGAAUCAUGCGCAAGGUGGACGCGAGGAGAUUACAUUCCUAGUGCCUGCUUCCAAGUGUGGCAUUGUUAUUGGACGCGGCGGCGAGACAAUUAAGCUCAUCAAUCAGCAAUCUGGCGCACAUACAGAAAUGGAUCGCAAUGCCAGCAAUCCGCCCAAUGAGAAGUUGUUCAAGUCCAAGGGCACCACCGAUCAGGUGGAGUCAGCGCGUCAAAUGAUCUCUGAGAAAAUUAAUAUGGAGCUAACCGUUAUAUCACGUAAGCCGAUUAGCGGCGGUGGUGGAGGUGGCGGCGGCGGCUCUGGCGGUGGUGGUGGUGGGGGCUCCAGCAAUCCCCAUCACAAUCAGCAGCAAGGCGGCUAUGGUGGCAAUCAAAUGCAAGGCGCCGAUCCCAAUGCAGCUGCUGCGGCCGCUUAUCAACAGCAACAACAGCAGCCAUGGGGUGCAUAUGGACAGCAAGGUGGCUGGGAUCCAGCUACAGCACAGCAGCAGCAACAAAUGGCCAUGGCGGCGGGUCAAGCGCAAGCGGGCGGCGCUGCAAACACUGGCGAUUACUCUGCACAGUGGAUUGAGUACUACAAACAAAUUGGCUGCCAUCGCGAGGCUGACAUGAUUGAGCAGCAGAUGAAGGCAAAGCAGGCAGCAGGCGCCUCUGGUCAGGCAGCGCAGCAACCGCAGCAGCAGCAAGCGCAACAAGCUGGAGCUGCUGACUUCAGUGCACAGUGGGCCGAAUACUAUCGCAGCGUGGGCAAAGUCGAGGAAGCUGAAGCUAUAGAGAAAUCGCUGAAGAACAAACAAAAUGGAGCUGGUGCUGGUGUCAACAGCAGUGCGCCCAAUGCGGCACAAGCUGGCCCUAACGCUAGCCAGCCCAAUGCAGCAGCUGCCGCGGCUUACGCUCAAGGUAUGACUCCUAGCCAAUAUGCACAAUAUUCACAGUAUUAUGCUGCAGCGGCUGCUGCGGGUCAUCAGCCGGGUGCGCCACAGCCUCAGGGCGCAGCUGGAGCAGCUGGUGGUGCGGGCGGCCCACCGGCUGGCUAUCCCGGUGGCUAUCCGGGCAGCGGCUAUGGCUAUGGUCCGGGCGGACCAGGAGGUGCUCCGGGCCAACAGCAGCAAGCACAAAAGGGUCACAAGAGCGACAAGCAUUGACGGAGAGAGAGAAGACGGAGAUUAUGAAGCGGGUGCCUUGCAGUGUGAAUCUAUUGUUCUACUAUCCCUACAUACUAUGUCUUUUAUCCCUACAUAAAAUUAGCAAACUCAAUAUAUAACAAAAGUCUAAUUGAAAUCGCCAGCCGACGGAUGAGUAAUGAGCAACAGCAACCACAAGAACAAGAACACCCAACAGCAAGCUAUGCCACAUCAACAGUCAAUGAGUCAAUCAAACAAUCAAUCAAUCAUUCAAGACAGUGCAGCGCCGCAGCUUGAUGAGGCAACUGCGCAUUGCAACAAUGUAAAUUAAUUAUACAUACUACUUUUAUUCUAUUAAUUUAUAAUGCCAAUUAUAUUGGGGUAUAUAAUUACGUUCUUUUUUAACAAAAAACAAAAACCAAGCAACUUAUUUUUAAUUUUUUUCUGCUAGCGCUAAGUAACUUUUAAAACAUAUAAAAUGAAUGCGAUUGCUACAAAUAUUGAAAGCACAGUCACACACUUGCAUACUUAGAUUUCUUUGCAGUACACACACAUAUAUACAUAUCUAUAUAUAUAUAUGUAUAUAUAUACAACUCUUGUCAUGGCCUCAACAAUGAUUGGUGUGUAUGUGUAAAGAAAAUAUAUAUUGACAGGAUAUGACCUUUUGAUACCACAACUUGAUACAAAAACCUUGCGCUCUAAUACAUAUAAUAUAUAUCUAUCUAUAUAAUAAUACUACGAUCAAUAUAUCCAACUGAUCUGGUAAGAAUUUAAUCAUAAUGCUGAACACUUGAAUUGUAAUAUUGAAUAACAGGCGUUUGUUGCGGUUAAUGUUAUUACUCGUUUCUUUCUUAUUUGUUCACAAACUAUUUGUUCAACAUUAUUUAUUUUUGCACAUUUCAGUUUAGGCUAAGACAUAAUUUUGUUUUCAGAACUGCUCUCUAAAGCUUCCAGCUGGACAAGCUUCUUUAUGUUUACAUACUUUAAAUAUUUUUUUGUUUCAUUAUUUCUGUUCAUCUACUCGUUUGGUAAGAUGUUAGCUUAUAAGUUGUGGUAUGCAAAACAAUCUAUGUAUAUGUAGAAACUAGCUCAAUUACGAAUCUACUGUGUGUAUUGUAUAUAUCAACACAUAUAUAUACAAUUAAAUAUUGUAAAUGAUGAUGUAUUUUCAGAGGCCGCUCAGUAAGAACCAGGCGCACUGCAACUCUCUAGAACUAAAAACUUGAUGAAUGAAUAAUACAUUAAAAAUCUAUCGAACAAAAUAUUUAAACAUACAUGCAACAAUAUUUCCAUAAAGUUUGUAAAACGCGUGCAACUUGGUAAGAUUUUUUGUUAUGAGCCAAUCCAAUUUGAAAUGAAAUUUUAAACCACAUAUAUGCUAUAAACCAUUUAAUGUAGGUCUUCAAUUAUAUAAAAAAAAAAAAAAAAAAAAGAAACAACAACAACAAAACUAUAUUACCAACCAUUUAUAUGCAAUAAAAUAGUCCAUAAGUUUUAUGUCUCCAUUUAUGAUGAAUAUUAAUAAUGUUGCAACAGCUAAAAAUGAUGUGCAUCCUCAGUAAUGAAUAUAUUUGUAUAAUUGAAAGUGGGCGCGCCGCAAGAAUUAAUUAACUCUUUCGCAGCUGCCGACAAAACCUUGAAUAAACACAUAAUAAUAACAAUAAUAACUAUCA